CGACCUUUUGGAAUAUGUGCAAAUCGAGCUCCUCAAAACAGGAAGUCCCCGCUCCCACGACAGCAAAGGUACAAUCUAGUCUCUUAGUUUUAUUUGUUGUUUUGUCUGUAACUGCUUUUAAAUGUCCUCAUUGUUCCAGCUUUCAUGUGGACAAAUCCACAGAGUCCUUUUCUUUCUUUUCACCUCCCAACUUGUUGCUACGGCGACUGGCUGGUGGACCGGGAAGAUGCGUCAAGUCGGGCGCGUUAAGGACGGUGGGUGACAGAAAAGGUAGCCCCCUCUUUCCCUUCACCAUAAAAGACAAGUUUGUCUAUCAAGUAGAAGACAUGACUUGAUGUUUCCUUUGUCCCAUAAUUAUAUUUAGGAGACAUGGUAGAUGUCAGUCGAGUUACUCUUCUUACUGCAGCAUUGUAUUUUGUGUCAAUUUAAAUUUGCACUUGCACUGUUUUAUUGUGAAAGUGGGAGUGGAUGCGGGUCUUGUAAAGGUGUGUGUGUGCGUGCAAGUGUGUGUGUGUGUGCACGUUUGAUAUGUUAGGGAGUUUUUUUUUCCCCCCUCCACACAUCACAUCUGAGCCUCAGAGAGAAGGAAGCCUCUUGAGUUUCUCUCCAACUAAACAUCUCAGGAUAUUUUUAUUUCCAUCACCUUCAGAAAGUAAGUGAUGUGUCGUUAUCUUCAUGACAUAUUUUUGAAGAUAUUAUUUUGAAAGAGUUUUAUUUUGUUGGUGAUGUUUACCAACGGUGCUGCGCCUUCAUUGGACGCCCACAACACCCUGAGAUUUUUUUGUUUUCUUGUUUUGCACCGCCUUUUUUAUAGUACUCUAUUUGAAUUGUCUUGUAUGUAACCAAACGUUUACACUUAGAACUGCAACUUGUUUCUAAAAAUCAUUCAUAAUUUGAUUUUUAUUUUUAUUUUUUUUGUGUUCCAAGGACUUUUUUCCCCUUGGUUUGUUUUUGCGGAUGCUUUGUAUCGAAGGAUGGACAAGUACGAGAAGAUGGGCAAGAUCGGCGAGGGUUCGUACGGCGUGGUCUUCAAAUGUCGCAACAGAGACUCGGGACAGAUCGUAGCCAUCAAAAAGUUUGUGGAAUCGGAGGACGACCCCACCAUCAGGAAAAUCGCACUCAGGGAGAUCAGGAUGCUCAAGCAACUGAAACACGGCAACUUGGUGAAUCUGAUCGAGGUGUUUCGGCGCAAGAGGAAGCUUCACUUGGUGUUUGAGUACUGCGACCACACGGUGCUCCAUGAGCUGGAUCGACACCCCCAAGGCGUUCCUGAGCAUCUGGCAAGGAGCAUCACGUGGCAGACGCUCCAAGCGAUUAACUUCUGCCACAAGCACAACUGUAUCCACAGAGACGUGAAGCCUGAGAACAUUCUCGUCACCAAACAGCACGUCAUCAAACUGUGCGACUUUGGGUUUGCCAGGAUUCUCACGGGGCCAUGCGACUCGUACACGGACUACGUGGCCACGCGCUGGUACCGUGCCCCCGAGCUGCUGGUGGGGGACACGCAGUACGGCCCCCCCGUGGACGUGUGGGCCGUCGGUUGCGUCUUCGCCGAGCUCCUCUCCGGCGUUCCGCUGUGGCCCGGCAAGUCCGACAUGGACCAACUCUACCUGAUCCGCAAGACCCUCGGCGAUCUGAUCUGUCGCCAUCAGCAAAUUUUCAGCACCAAUCAAUUCUUCCACGGCCUCGCCAUCCCGGAACCUCUACAGAUGGAACCCCUGGAGGUGAAAUUUCCAAACCUCUCCCACCAAACCCUCAGUCUCAUGAAGGCUUGCCUUCGUAUGAACCCGAGCGAGCGUCUUCCAUGCGAGCAGCUGCUGCAGCAUCCUUAUUUUGAUAACCUGAGACACAAGUACCAGCGCAACGCUAAACAGGGCAACAUCAAUGCCAGCGUGGGGCACGAUCGCCACGGCAACAGGAGGACCCGCCUGCCGCGCAAACACCUGCCAUGUUUACCUCAGCUGACAGGCAGCAGCAUCUUCCCCGUUUCGGACACCAAGAAAUACUUUCACAACCUCAGCAAGUUCAACUAUCACCUGCCCAACAUCUAGAAACACGUCUACGCGUGCAUCAACAAGACUCAGGAAGUGAAGCAAAGCGCCGGAGAUGAGUGACUGACAUUUGUCGGUGUCUUUUCCUCAUGACUUUUUUAAAGUCUUAGCUAGCUGACGGAGGACAAGGAGCGUCGUAUGACACUAUGCUCCGCUUAUACAUGACAUGGAAGAUUUGGUCAAAUCUUCCGCACCCCAAGUCAAGUAGGAUGCCACUUUUUUUUUUUACUUUCUCAAUUGUAUUUAUUGAAAUAAGCAGAGAGACAAUAACAUUGAUAAUUUAGUCGAGAUGAUCAUCACAUUGGUGCUAAGGACGUCCGCAGUUGUGGAAAUGCCAAAUUGUUCAAAUUUGAGUGCAUCAAUUUAUAUUCCAUAAAUGUUGCUGUACCACUCGGUGGUUGACACCCUAAAUUGUUUGCCUACAUUUGUGCUACCAUGAGAUAUAACUUAGAUUUGUUGGCAACACAAAACAAAUCUCAGCAUGUAAACCCAAAAUUGGCCCAUGGAAGCAUACAAGCAUUUAUGUUUGCGAUGAAGCAUAAACGAGUCCUUUUGGCGGCAAGUUAAAAGGACCAUGUUGAUGAGAAAUAAAUUGGUGUCAACAGUAAA
Messenger RNA from Syngnathus typhle (broad-nosed pipefish), 2660 nucleotides. It is a transcript of the gene cdkl1, whose product is annotated as cyclin dependent kinase like 1 (CDC2 related kinase). Gene Ontology annotation, molecular function: cyclin-dependent protein serine/threonine kinase activity; ATP binding. Gene Ontology annotation, cellular component: nucleus. The transcript has 9 exons. Lineage: Eukaryota; Metazoa; Chordata; Actinopteri; Syngnathiformes; Syngnathidae. Gene Ontology annotation, biological process: protein phosphorylation. The record is from RefSeq and is a predicted model, not a curated record. The coding region runs from base 975 to 2051 and encodes 358 amino acids.